Cryptomeria japonica (Japanese cedar) is the source of this 2652-nucleotide messenger RNA. RefSeq names its product type IV inositol polyphosphate 5-phosphatase 7. Gene Ontology annotation, biological process: phosphatidylinositol dephosphorylation. Gene Ontology annotation, molecular function: phosphatidylinositol-3,4,5-trisphosphate 5-phosphatase activity; inositol-polyphosphate 5-phosphatase activity; phosphatidylinositol-4,5-bisphosphate 5-phosphatase activity. The transcript has 12 exons. NCBI's taxonomy places the organism in Eukaryota, Viridiplantae, Streptophyta, Pinopsida, Cupressales, Cupressaceae. The record is from RefSeq and is a predicted model, not a curated record. Bases 292 to 1989 code for a protein of 565 amino acids.
UUGUAUGGUCAAACAAAAACCUGAUAAAGUGUUGUCAUGGUUGCCACCUUGGAGGGAACUCCAUGGUGGGGUCUGACAUCUACUUGAAGGCUACUACUGCAUAUUAAAUUCUUAUACUUGAUAUCUUAGAACUAGUCUCCUUCCAAUCUCAGUAGAAGGGAAAAAACCAUUCUGAUUUUUGACACAUUGCUUUUUGAACAGUAAAAUUUGACGAUGAAUUGGUAUAUAACUGUCUCAGGGUGCUGAACUCUUCAAACACACGGGAUUUCCUCCAUUCAAUUCGAAGUAACAAUGAAGGCUUACAACAGCAGAAAGAAAAAGAAUUCAUGGCCAAAGUUGGUGGCUAAAAAAUGGUUGAACAUUAAGACCAAAGCAGAUGAGUUCCAUGCAGAUGAGAUUUUUGAAGAUCGUUUGAUUGAAAGACGGAGGAGCCUGUCAGAUAAGGACUCCUUGCUUUCAAGAAGAGGCUUAGCAGGCAAUAUGUCGAACAAAACUGAAUCUCUGAGGCAAGCAAGUGUUGAACCAGACAUAGCCCAAGUCACAGAUGUUCAAAAUCUAAGGGUAUUUGUAGGAACAUGGAAUGUAGGGGGUAAAGCUCCUUACAAUGGCCUCAAGUUGGAUGACUGGUUACAUGCAUCGCCUCCUGCAGAUAUAUAUGUUCUGGGGUUCCAGGAAAUUGUGCCUUUAAAUGCAGGGAAUGUCCUAGGCGCAGAGGACAAUGGUCCUGCAGAGAAAUGGCUCUCCCUUGUUCGGCAAACACUUUACAACAACAGAAACCACUGUCCCAGUCCAUCACCUUCCAGCCGGCAUGGGUCAAGAGAGGCAUCAGAAGCAGUUAACAGCUUUGAUUCUAAUUUUGAAGGUUCUAAACUUCAUAUCAACGCUGUUCCUUCACAGAGAGAAUCGUUUGAGGCCUCGAACUUACUUUCCAAAAGGAUUGGUGAAGCAAAAACUUCUCCAUUAAAACUGAAGCGAAAGAUCACCCUAGCUGAACAUCUCUCCUUGGGAAGACUAAUUGACAGGGCAGAUUCCAGUAGUUCUUCUCGAUCAAUUUCAUCAGAGGAUGAAAGUGGUUUGAGUGGGUCAGAUUCACCCCGCAGUGUUUUCCAUUCUCCAAUGUCUUGCAGUCCCCUGUCAAAUAGAUGCAAUUCAGGUGAAAUGAAUUACAGAUUGAGUUCAAGUCAGCCAAGUUAUUUUUUGGCAGCUAGCAAGCAGAUGGUUGGCAUAUUCCUCUGUGUGUGGGUGCGUAGUGAUCUGAGACAGCAUGUCCGAGAUUUAAAAGUCUCCUGUGUUGGCCGUGGGCUAAUGGGCUAUCUUGGAAACAAGGGUUCUAUUUCAAUCAGCAUGUUAUUUGAUCAGGCAAGCUUUUGCUUUGUCUGCACUCAUUUGACAUCAGGACAGAAGGGAGGUGAUGAGAUGAGGAGGAAUUCCGAUGUCAUAGAGAUCAUAAAAAGGACACGAUUUCCACAAGCCCGUGAUUCUUUGGUAAAGAAAUCACCUGAAAGCAUUUUGGAGCACGAUCGAGUAAUAUGGCUUGGGGAUUUGAAUUAUCGCCUUUCACUUCGCUAUGCUGAAACUAAAAGACUAAUGGAAAUGAGUGAUUGGGAGUCUCUGUUGGAGAAAGAUCAACUUUGCAGAGAGAAGAAAGCAGGGCGUAUAUUCACAGGAUGGAAUGAAGGGAAAAUAUAUUUCCCUCCAACUUACAAGUAUUGCAGAAACUCAGACCGCUAUACAGGAGAUACUCUCAGAUCAAGAUCAAAGAAACGCACACCAGCUUGGUGUGAUCGUAUACUAUGGUAUGGUAAAGGCCUAAAUCAACUCUCUUAUGUUCGAGGGGAAUCAAAGUUCUCUGAUCAUCGACCUGUUUAUUCAGUUUUUAUAGCAGAGGUGGAAACACUCAAUAGAAGCAAAUUGAAACAAGCUUUGAUGAGCACAGGCACAAGAAUCCAAGUGGAAAAGCUUCUAACUCGAACUAAUAGUUGUCAUUAAGUUUUCAAAUCUUUGAUACAUCAGAUUCAGGUGAUUUUCAAUGGACAAUAAGAGGAUAGUUCCAUUUGGUUUCAAUAAUGACUACUUCAUACAGAGGAUGUGGGAUGUAAAUUUUGUAAAGAAAGUCAGAUACAAUGUUCUUCAUUGUUCCAAAAUAAAGCGAAUGUGCAGAACUAAACAUCUAUGCAGGGCUAACACAUGGAGGUGAUAAGGAUUUUGAUAUGAAUGUCUUGGGCUUGAUAGACAGUAAAAGAGCAUCUAUGGGCAAUGAUCAACUCAUGACCCAGGUUUAAGAUGAGGUGCAGAGUUCAAGGAUGCAUGCUUAGAUGUUUCAGAUGCCAAGUGCCACAAUCUUAGAACCAUGCUUAGAUGAUGUUUCAGAUUUAAUUUGAGCUAGACAGCCAGCAGGGCAAUGCAGCAACUGUCAAUCUCAAUCGCAUACUUUUGUGUGUGGUUCUAUGAAGUCAAUACUCAGUUACCCUUGAGGAGAUUAAGGGCUGAAGAUGACCAAUCUGGUCUUUUAGUCUACAAUUUUUCCAACUUGUCCUAAAAAGAAAGGAAAAAGCAUUUUAAUUCAUUCAUUUUUUCUCUCUCAAAAGUUGUAAAUCUUCUUCUGUAACAUUGGACUUCCAGUGUCCAUUAUAAUAUAAAGAUUUGAUCGGA